Molecule: messenger RNA, 564 nt
Organism: Linum tenue
Lineage: Eukaryota; Viridiplantae; Streptophyta; Magnoliopsida; Malpighiales; Linaceae
Source: the annotation of a GenBank genome assembly
AUGCACGUCGAGUAUAAGCAACGCCAGCAAAGAGAAGAGGAGGUGGCUUCCCCGCCGCGAAUCCAGAAGUGGAGGAAACCAGAUAGGGGCAAGGUCUCCAUUUGUACCGAUGCGGGUGUUUUUGAUUCGGGUGGCAUUGGGCUCGGGGUGGUGGCCAGGGAUGGAGAUGGAAGUUUUUUGUUUGCAGCGGCGAAGAGAGUGCCUGGGGAAUGGAGGCCGGAAUUAGCUGAGGCUAUGGCAGCUGAAUUCGGGGUCCAAAUGGCGGCUCAACUCCACUUCACUGAUAUGGUAUUGGAAUCGGAUUGCUUGACGCUGAUACAGAAGCUACAUAACCCAGCGCGGCAGCAGGAUGAACUUGGUGUUCUUGGACGCAGCAUCCGACGAUUGCUGGAGGAGACAGGGCGGGGGGAGUGGAAACAUAUUUGUCGAGAAGCAAAUGAAGCGGCGCACGUCAUGGCUCAUGCAUACACAGGGUGGAAUGAACGUGUAGUUUGGGUGGACAGGCCACCAAAUUUUCUUUUGGAUCAACUGUUGCAGGUUAAUGUAACGACCUCACUUGAUUAA